Molecule: messenger RNA, 351 nt
Organism: Penicillium argentinense
Lineage: Eukaryota; Fungi; Ascomycota; Eurotiomycetes; Eurotiales; Aspergillaceae
Gene: S10a
Product: 40S ribosomal protein uS10
Exons: 3
Coding region: 1-351 (116 amino acids)
Biological process (GO): translation
Cellular component (GO): cytosolic small ribosomal subunit; ribosome
Molecular function (GO): RNA binding; structural constituent of ribosome
Source: RefSeq, a predicted model, not a curated record
AUGUCUUUCCAGAAGCCCGAGAAGGAUUUCGGCGAGGGCCCCAAGGUCCACAAGAUCCGUAUCACCCUUACCUCUCGCAAGGUCGCUGCCCUCGAGAAGGUCUGCGGCGAGCUGAUCGACCGUGCCCGCUCCAAGUCCCUCCAGGUCAAGGGCCCCGUCCGUCUGCCCACCAAGACCCUGCACAUCUCCACCCGCAAGACCCCCAACGGUGAGGGUUCCAAGACCUGGGACAAGUACGAGAUGCGCAUCCACAAGCGUCUCAUCGACCUGCUCGCCCCCACCGAGACCGUCAAGCAGAUCAUCAUCAACAUCGAGGCUGGUGUCGAGGUUGAGGUCACCAUUGCUGCCUAA